Molecule: messenger RNA, 7415 nt
Organism: Bombyx mori (domestic silkworm)
Lineage: Eukaryota; Metazoa; Arthropoda; Insecta; Lepidoptera; Bombycidae
Product: pleckstrin homology domain-containing family G member 5
Exons: 23
Coding region: 489-4448 (1319 amino acids)
Biological process (GO): Rho protein signal transduction; endothelial cell migration
Cellular component (GO): axon; endocytic vesicle; plasma membrane
Molecular function (GO): guanyl-nucleotide exchange factor activity
Source: RefSeq, a predicted model, not a curated record
UGUAACAUUUGUAAAUUUAGAUAUAUAACUGUUAUAGAGAUAAUAUUCGAUAACGCUAUCGAAGAUUAUCUCAAGUAAAGUGAUAAUAAUAAUGCGAUAGUUGUGCGCUGAAAGGAACGUCGAUUCUAUAACUAAUCAAGCGAAAGACCGUGUCUGUUCCGCAACUUGUUUAUUUUGUGUGACGUGCCCAUAUGCUCAGUUGUGACAUCGACCUAAAACUAUAAAGAUAUCGAUGUGCUAAGGAUCGAUUCGUGCGAUAGCGAUGUGCUUGUGCGCCUUACCAUUUUUUUUACUAGUAUUGACGAAUAUUAAAUUCCUCAAUAUAUUUCCAAAGUCACGUCGUCAUUGUUAUAGCCGAACGAUAUUUCAAUGUGUAAUGUUAAAAACAGAAUAAAGUUAAUUAACGAAGUCGAGUGACGUGAAAGAAAAACGUGAUUUGUGACUACAAAAUAAUUUGUGCUGAACUGUAGCGUUAACGUCUUAUUGAAAUGGAUCGCUUCAGGCAAAAAUCUAAAAAAGACAAACCAACAAAAUAUGUGGAUAAAGAGAAAUCCCCUUCUUUCAUCGCAGAUGUUAAAACAUUAAAAGAGAACAUUAAAAUAAGGGAGAUAUUAAGAACUGUCAAAAUGAACAGCAGCAUGCGGAUAAAGGCUCCCAAGGGUAGUAAGGUUAUGCAAAAUAAAGAUUUCAAUGACAACGAAGAUCUCUUUGAUGAAAUGGAAAAUGUUGAAGCAGAUAGUUCGGCCGUUCCAAGCGCGACAAAUCCAGAUGUCGUCCUUCACAGCAGUAUUGAAACUAACGAAACUAUUGAUACAGAUGAAACUCUGAAUGAAGAUUGUGCAAACAGUGACGACCAAUUAAAUAGUUCAACGAAUACCGAUAAGCCCAAUGAGGAUAUCAAUGUCAACUCGAUGGCUUGUUCGUUGAGAAAGUCUAGCAGUAUAGCUGGUGAUUUAUGUGAUUAUGUUUGCAUUGAUUCAAGUAUCGAACAAAAUAAUAUACAGGAAUCAGAUACUAAUGUCGUACAAACCCCCCUCGAAAGUCCACAAGUCAAAGCCCGUGAUCGUAAGCUAUCCUUAGACCAAACAAUGUUGACAAGACGUGGAGGCUUCUCACAAUCUGAAUUAGACCUACAUUCGAUUGGUAAAUCUCCAUUAGAAAGAAAAUCUUCUUUCUUCAGAAAGAAAAUGGACAGUUUUUUAAAAAAUACAACAGAAAUAUUUAAACGGCAAUCGUUUCAGACGAAAAAUCCAAACAUAAGCCGAAGGGGGUCAAUGUCAGUUUCGUUACAAUCGCUGAAUGAAAACGGCGCAGCCGUUAAUGCCUACAAUGGGAGAGCCAUUGAAAAGGGAUAUCUACAGGAGAGCAACGUUAGCUUACAGUCAUCGCUGACAGCGGGGUGCAGCAUGUCUAGUUUAUCGGCUAGUCAGAGCGACCGGCCACCGACCGACCUUCUAUCCGAAGAGGACAGUCUUACCGGUAGUCAACCAGCUUUAGUUGCCAGUCAGCCUCUGUGUGACCACUCUUCUAGCAGCAUCAAUAGUUUAAAUGAAGCCUGCCUGCAAGAAGCUUUAUUGAACCGCGCUAUUUCUAUGAGCUCUGGCCUCGACUCAGCCCACGGACAAGGGCGACGGAAAGCCUCCAAAUCCAAUCGAGUAACCUGGUUAGCGAGCGAAGGAUUAACAAACUACUUCAGACGUGUUAUACAAGAUGAAAAAACCAGGCAGAUGCAAGUAUGUCAUUCGUAUCAAGAUUUUUCGACGAUACCCGAGAAUAAUCUUUAUGGACCAAAAGUGGAUUCCAAGGGCAGAAGACUUUCGUACCAGCGAGCCGUGUCAGGAGAAGAUCCGGUACCUCCUUCAAGGUACCAAGACUCCAGUUUGAGAAGAAAAGCUUUGAUACCGGAAAAUUUAGAGGCGAACUUCGAACUAUCGGCCCUGCUUACCGAAUUCACAAAAAAUGGGGUCCCACCUAUCAGGGGAUUUGCACUCGCCAACAUAUGCAAAGAAGCCUUCGAUUACCUCGUGUGGGCUGAAGAGCCGCCGAAUCUGGAACAAGUAUACGAUUGCAAAAAGCUACCUUCUAAUGAGGAAGCAAGGCAGGCUGUGGUCAGGGAACUUGUGAACACAGAAAGUAUUUACAUCCGUCACCUCACCGCCAUCGUAGAGGUAUUCAUAGCCGCUGCACACGCUCUGCAAGACAUGGGUAAACUGCUAGAAGUGGAUACUGAGGGGCUUUUCACUAACAUCCCUGACGUCCUCAAUGCCAGCCUUCACUUCUGGGAGCUUACCUUCUAUCCAAUGAUCAUCGAUGCAGUCCAGAACAAAGUACCUUUUAACACCGAACUGAUGUCGCCCGGCUUCUGCCGUUUCCGUGAUUUAUUCUACCCCUAUGAAAAAUACGUCAACACCCAAUCGAAAGCAUUGGAUUAUUUUCGCUCUCUAUCCAGUAACCCUGAUUUUAUUGCAUACAUUUCCUGGUGUCACGCUCAUAAAUCAUGCAACCGGCUGCAACUCUCGGAUAUAAUGGUGAAACCAAUGCAGAGACUCACUAAAUACGCGCUAAUCAUUCGUCGUAUAAUAACACACACUGACACAGAACCGGAACGAACUUCACUCAUCGCAAUGGAAUCAUUUGCGAAGAACUACGUGAUCGACAUAAACCGUACUAUUCGGCAGCGGGAGGAGAUCGAGAAAAUCGAGAUGCUGUCAAACAUCAUUGAAUCCUACGAAGUCGAGUUCAAAGACGAGGAUCUCGAUAGAUGCUUUAGGAUGUAUGCCAAUCUGAAUCUUAAAGCACCGAUGGUCAACUGCAUUCCGAGCCAAAUGCGAACGUUAAUCUACGAAGGUGAUCUGCGCUUUAAGGACAGCGUCAAGGAGAUCGAAGUCCGGGCCUUUCUGUUGACGGACAUGUUACUAAUUUGCAAGAAAAUCUCCAAAGGGAGUACUUACCAAUAUAAAAUGAUCAGACCUAAAUUCAUGGUUGACAAGAUUGUUCCGUUUCCAAAGUAUAAUCCUCGUACCACUAAGGAUUUGCUGUCACUGGUAUACGUGGUAGUCGACGAAGUGGGAUCGGCUUACAAUGCUUUUGCCCUUAGUGAGCCAUCAAAAGAAUCCGGAGGAUCACUUAGACUUUGGGAGCAAAAAGUGCGCGAGGCAAGAUUGACUUAUGACCUCAGCGUGUGGUACGCCAGAAACCCAUCCCGAGAUAUCUCUGAAAUGGAGAUGGACUCCUCCUCGGAUUACGCCAUGAGCGCCACUGGCAAGGGAAUAAAACAGAGUUCAGAGGACUUGAACAUUGAACGCGAGGCUCGUGAACGAGUGGCAGCCAUGCUCCACCGAAACAUGGGAGCUUCAACCGAAUAUGACUUCUCCCAGGCCUCGAUGAACACAGACUCUUUCGACGGUAUGACAAGCGGCGGUCGCACCACCGGUCUGCAUAGCCUGCGCUACCAGAUGCACCGAACCUCUACCGGAAGCUCAAGGAACUCACGCCUCUCAAGUUUCCAGCACUCUGUCAGUGCCGCUUCUCAUGAUGAGCCGCAGCCUGGCACCAGUAAGGCUGGCCUGUUCCUGAAAGCGGGCCCAUCCGUGGAACACCCAAUUCCAGCAUUGACUGUCGAAGAUGGAGAAUCUCAGGGAGGAGCAUCCACGAUCACUGUGAACGUGGUCAGCGAGAGCGAAUCAGAAACCGUUGUCCAAGGUGAUCUCUCUCCCGUGGUUUUACCUGUUCCGGUUCACGUCCCGGGAGUUCAGCCACCACCGCCUGUGGUGGUGCUGCAACACCCUUCGCCGUACAAGCCUCCCAUGCGCAGCGUGUCCGCCACCCGCCACACUCUGCGCGUACAACCGAAGUCCGGAAUAUACGCUCUUGUACACAGCUUACCGGAUUUAACAAUUGAUCAACUGGCCUUAGCCCGCGACCGCCACUCGCACAGCGCCGGACCACCGUCUGCUUCUGAGAAACUGUACCAAUCUCACCAAGAAUUAUUACAAAAAAAUCGUCUUUCGACGUCUCAAAACCAAUACCUAAGCCCUGACCACCGCAGCGCGAGUCAGCCGCCCUCCAGCCCUACUAGAGCGUCGCUCAAACGAGGACUAGCGUUCUCCUACUCAUUCAAGAAUCCUCCACUUCACAAAAUGGGACAUGUAAACAGCCAAUCUCAGGUUCAAGCCGAACCCACGCCUUCAACAAGUCAACCAUCAAAGCCGGAAAUAGAGGCUGUGAGUCCUCAACCAGGCCCAAGUACUAGCACGGAUAAAGCCGAGAAGAAAACAAAACAAGUCAGCACCAGCAGGAACAAAGAUAAAAAUAAAGAAAAAGGCAAAGAUAAAGAGAAAGGCAGAGAGAAAGACAGCGACAAGGAUUUAUCAAUAAAUAAGAGUGAAAAAGAAAGUAGUGCGAAUUCAACCCCGAGCCGCGUUUCUAAGGAGGGCAAGAGCGAAUGACAUCGGCGCUGGCGGCGGUCUCAUGACUGAGACAGGGCCCCCCGCUUUGACUUUCAUUGGUUUUAUAAGUGGUGCUCAUAAGCUAUCAAAACCAAUGACAUUCUUUUAGUUCAGUGCUUAGUGCUUACUAUAUCAGAAACCAUCUUCGUAGUGUGUUCAUAGUUUUAGGUGUAUUUUUUUAUUAAUUUAACUAUUUGUACAUAAUUUUGAUUGUUGUAAAUAGUUGUAGCUUUCAUAGGUUUUAUAUUGAAAUAAUUAACUUUAAAUUGUUUAUUGGAAUCGGAUAAGAAAUUUGUAAGAAUAAUAAUGUAAUUCUUAUUCGAGUAAUGUGUUUUAGAAAUGUAACUUAUAAGUUUUAUUAAAUGGAAGGAUUUGAUUCGAGCCCUACACACCCCAGCAGAGGGUAAUAGGAAAGAAAGAAGAAGAAGAAAAGUAAUUGUAGUUGUAGGCGUCACAUUUGAGUAGAAUUAAUAUCUUAGUUUAUGUAUAUUAUGAUAUUUGUGUAGUGAAUAAUGGCAUUAUGUAGUUAAAUGAUAAAACUGUAAAUUAUUGUAAAUACUAAUCGUAGAAUUAUUGUUAAUGUAGGCUUUUGUAAAUAAAUUAAGCGCACAACGAGGUCUUGAGCCUUAACAAAGGAAACAUAAUGUGUUCAACGUUUUAUUAAAAUUUGUAACGUUCAAAUUUUCAUACUCUACAUCUUUAUGUUCGAAGUUCGGUGUUUCCCGAGCGCUAUGACAUGUCCUUCUUCAAACGAGGCUUGUGGAGACUAUUAAGCGGUAGGCAGCGGCUUGGCUCUGCCCCUGGCAUUGCUGAAGUCUAUGGGCGACGGUAACCACUCACCAUCAGGUGGGCCGUAUGCUCGUCUGCCUACAAGGGCAAUAAAAAAAAAAUAAAAAAAAAAAAAAAAAAUGUACAUUUUGUAAUAUUUCGUGGUUCAGCAAAUACUUUUAUCGUUGAGUUCUCGUUUUGUUUGUUGCUCCCUAUCAUUUUAUUUCCGAUACAUAAAGAACUGCAAGUAACUAAGGCCUUACAUGACACAUUAGUGAUAGUACGUGUAUUGUACAAUUAGGUAGGACAAUGUACUAAGUACAUAACUUAAGAAUGAAUUAGUUAUAAGACAACCCGGAAAAGAUGUACAUACUAGGUAUUAGACUGACAAUACGACAUCACACUUUUAAAUAUCUUCAUUUUUUGGUUUCACAUCUUAAAUUAUUUAGUACUAAUAAUCUUCUCUAAGUUUAAUAUUAGAACCAAGUGAUACGCACAAUUACUAUAAAUAAUUAGAUACUAUGAAUAUCUGUAGCAUUAAAUUUAAUGUAACAUUUUGUUUUCCAAUCUGUCUGGUUAUUGAAAUAUUCAGGCGAACGUCCGCUCGAGCGUAUGUUGCUCUACUUACUAUCGCAUAGUAUAUUACUUGUGCGAUAUUUUGUAUUGCCAGACGAACCUAAUACAACAUCGUCUUACGAAGGUACUUUGUGGUCUGUAUCAUCAAAUUCAAUGAAAACAAAAACAAUUUUCAUAGAUUAUCUAGACGUUGAUAGUAUUAUUUUCGUCACGUAGGUUAAAAUAGUGCCCCAAUUUUCAAUGAUCAAAAUUUAUGAUUUUGCUGAGUGUGAUGUACUCACGGACGAAGACUAAACGCCAUGGGCGUGAACUGACUUGACGAAUUUUCCCGGUUACGACGUAAACAGGCCAACUUUCUUUUAAUAGUAAAUAGUUAUUUACCAACACAAUUAAAAUAGAACACGCAACAAGCGGUUUAAUUCGAUAUAUCAGGAUACUUGUGAUGCUUUUAGAUUUCUGUUACAACUUUUAAAGUUGGCCUGGACCUUCUCUUUGAAAUUGACACAAAAAAGUUACGUUUAGUCCUUUAGGAAUCGUGUAAUUUUAAUGAUUAUUAUUGCAUAUGUCGAUGUACUAUUGUAUUAUCGCGAUGUCUAACUUGUAGUAGUUAGUUACCUUUGAGAGUAACACAUUUAAGUCAGUCGUCUAUUUUUGAAUAUUUUAUAGUAACCCGUAUCGAUGUGUCUUUAAGAUGCUUAAUCUAUUUAUUAUAUUAAAUAGACUUAUAUUAAAAAUUUUGUAUGGUACAACAAACGACAAAAAUUCACCAGCAGUAGGUGUACAAGCAAAUAUUUUUAAUCUAAGUGUAUUAUUAUUGACAAUCUUUAAUGGACGAUAAGAAUACAGUAAUCAAACAUUUCAUGUACUGCUUUGUUUUAGUUACAAUUACAUAGAAAAUGGAUCUUUAUUCAAUUGUUCAAAUCUUUCCGAAGUAGAUACAGUUUAACAACAAAUAGUGGUUUUUACUCUUAUAUAAAAAUGUACUUCUCUAUCCCCCUUUAAAAUUAAUAGACAGUAGAUAAUAGUAACUUCACAGGUGUUUUCAAGAUGAUAUUUAACGGUUUUCGAUAAUUAUAAUUAGACGAGCGCAUACUUUGACUCGUGCCAACUAUAAUGUUUGUUCCACAUCUAACAUUUCACUAUUGCUACAACCUUCAAUUUUGUCGACUCGAUCCGAGUUUUUCAAUCCUACUAAAUUAUCGGAAAGUGAUGAGUUUGUGCGGUCUUUUCGAUGACUAGUUUUGACAAGUAGUUGUAAAAUAUGAUAAAAAUUAGUACUUCAAAAAGACCGAAUUGAGCCCCACGAAUUUAUAAACAAUCCGAGAAUUUGUAUGGAAUUUUGCAGUUAUGUACAGGUUCUCUCGAGAAUAACAUUGUUUUUUUUUUUUAAUUAUUUUUAUGAACACGAUACAUAUGGCUACUGUAUGUUUCAUCGAUGGGCAGAAUUGCUGGAUGAUCAAUUUUUUAAGAUAGACCACAAGGUAAUCCAAUAAUUACUGCUUAUUGUCAAUCAGAAUGUAAGUAGCACGAUGUGGAACAAACGUUUAGGGUUUAAAAUUCAUUGUAAUUUGUAAUCACAAAAUUGUAGUGUCAAAAUAUCAAUAAACAAGCUUUACGUGUAAA